Fusarium proliferatum ET1 is the source of this 642-nucleotide messenger RNA. RefSeq lists its product as uncharacterized. NCBI's taxonomy places the organism in Eukaryota, Fungi, Ascomycota, Sordariomycetes, Hypocreales, Nectriaceae. The record is from RefSeq and is a predicted model, not a curated record. Gene Ontology annotation, molecular function: iron ion binding; heme binding; monooxygenase activity. The transcript is spliced from 3 exons. Bases 1 to 642 code for a protein of 213 amino acids.
AUGGCCCUAACCAAGGUUGUAUGGGAGCUUGCGAAACGUCCAGAAUACAUUGAGCCAUUGAGGGCCGAGAUGCACGACGUCUUUGGACCUGAGGUUGGUACAGGAGCCAUUUGCAUGAACAAGGAAGCUUUAUCUAGACUACAGAAAUUAGAUAGCUUCAUCAGAGAAGUCCAGCGCUGGUGCCCUUCCACAUUUGUCACUCCAAGCAGACGCGUCAUGAAGUCAAUGAAACUAUCAAAUGGUAUCAAGCUAUCGAAAGGGACCUCUAUAGCAGUCCCCGCCCACGCAAUCCACAUGUCCGAAGAGACGCCAAUAUUCUCGCCAGACUUUAGCUCUGGCUUCAUGAACCCGGCACCUCUCAUAUUUGACGGGUUCCGGUACUCGAAUCUCCGAUCUAUAAAAGGACAAAAGUCGCACCACCAGGCAGCCACUACGGGUCCUGACUAUCUGGUCUUCAACCAUGGAAAGCACGCAUGCCCUGGAAGGUUCUUUGCCAUAUGUGAGAUCAAGAUGAUACUCGUGGAACUCUUGGCAAAGUACGAUUUUAGACUUGAGGAUGGAAAGCCAGGGCCUGAGUUGAUGCGUGUUGGGACAGAGACUCGACUAGAUACUAAAGCUUGUCUCGAGAUAAGAAGGAGAUAA